AUGGACCAGCCUGCCUUCUCUGAGGCCCAAGACCUCCUCCAUCACCAAACUGACAGGCCCAGAACAAAGAUCUCUGCCAAGCACAAAUAUUACUGUGACAUGAUGAUGAAGGUUCGAGGGCUGGCCACUGAUAAGAGCUGUGAGAAGAACAAGACCUCUGUCCACAGUGUGUCGCCCACCACUCGUGGCCUUUGUGAGGGUCCAGCUGUGACGUGUAUGAAGACGUCUGAGUUUUACAACUGCCACCUCAUCAUCUUCAAAGUCAUUCAGUGUACUCUCCACCCAGUGGCUGUGCCCCCACACUGUUACUAUAAAGGUGUCACCUUCCAGAGGGAUGUGAGAAUAGUCUGUGCAGGCAAACAUCCAAUUCAUUUGGAUGAAUAG
Dama dama (fallow deer) is the source of this 384-nucleotide messenger RNA. Its product is annotated as ribonuclease-like. The transcript has a single exon. Gene Ontology annotation, molecular function: nucleic acid binding. The record is from RefSeq and is a predicted model, not a curated record. Lineage: Eukaryota; Metazoa; Chordata; Mammalia; Artiodactyla; Cervidae. Bases 1 to 384 code for a protein of 127 amino acids.